AUGUUGGUCUUAGUAUUCGCAAUGGCUUGUGGUGUUUAUAUCUGUUCUGUCUGCUUGAAGCAAACUAGUGCUCGGACUAGUACUAUGCUUGUAAACCUCAAAGUUAGUCAGAAGAGGCAUUGUCAAGAUGAUAACAACAUGAAUGCAUCUCACACUCCCUACUUACACUAUCCCAAGCCGACUUCAUUCAGCAGGGGUGAAUGUGCCUGUAAUCCGGUGCGGCUUUUUGCCAUUUUGUCGAUGCAAAGAUCGGGAAGCGGGUGGUUUGAGACCCUUUUGAACAACCACACUAAUGUGAGCUCAAAUGGCGAGAUAUUUUCUCACAAGGAGAGGCGGAGCAACUUUUCGACAAUUAAGUCAACUAUGGAUAGAGUUUACAACUUGGAUUGGUUCAGUAGUGCCUCAAAGAAUGAUUGCUCUGCUGCAGUUGGCUUCAAAUGGAUGCUUAAUCAGGGUUUAAUGGAACACCACAAGGAAAUCCGGGACUAUUUUAACACCAAGGGCGUAUCCAUAAUUUUUCUUUUCCGCAGAAAUUUGCUCCGCCGGAUGGUCUCUGUGCUUGCCAAUUCUCAUGAUCGUUAUGCUAAGCUCCUCAACGGAACCCACAAGUCACAUGUACACUCGAAUGAAGAGGCUGAUACUCUCUCAAGUUAUAAACCGACAAUCAAUUCAACAUCGUUGUUGAUGGAUUUAAAGCUCAUGGAGAAGAUGGUUUUCGAGGCUUUGCAGAAUUUUAGCAAAACGAGGAACAUUGUCCUUUAUUAUGAAGACCUCGUCAAAAAUAGAACCAGAUUGAUGGAUGCUCUAGAUUUUCUAGAUUUACCGAAAAUGGAGCUAAGUAGUGGGCAGGUGAAGAUACACAAAGGAGCAUUGUUUGAGCACAUACAGAAUUGGGAAGAUGUAGUCAAGAUUCUAAAAGGAACGUCAUACGAGAGCUUCCUUCACACUGAUUAA
Striga hermonthica is the source of this 954-nucleotide messenger RNA. Lineage: Eukaryota; Viridiplantae; Streptophyta; Magnoliopsida; Lamiales; Orobanchaceae. The record is from the annotation of a GenBank genome assembly.